UGUAACUUAAGCAUAUCAAUCUUGUAAAAUCGUUUCUAUAUAUUGUUAUGAACUAUCGGUUCGAAUGAAAUAGAAUUUUUAGCUUGGGUUAGAUGCAGAACAGGUUAAAAGUUUCAGUUAAAAGAAUAAUAAUUGGUUUAUAAUGUGCUAAACUUAACUUGAAUAUAUUUUUUAUUUUAAAUAUUUUAUUAUAAAGUGAAUAAUUCAAAUAAAAUUAUCAAAUCACUCUGAUCCGUUGCUCACACAAGCCAAAAAAUGGCAGAUGAUAUGCAAAUCUACACGGAGGCAACAAAAUCCGAAGGAGUUCCCAAUCCUGGAAUAAAUUCUCCAGAUUCUUACUUCGAUCGUGAGAAAACGUUGGUUUUAAUUGAACUGUUUAAGAAGUACAAACCAGUGAUGACCAAAGGUGAUAUAAAAACUAUGAAAGAAAUGUGGGAUGUAAUUGCCAAUGAUAUGUCCAAUCAAUUUGAAAAACCAAUUACUGGUUCUAAAUGUAAAAAUAAAUUUAAAGUGUUGGAAAGGGGUUACAAAAAGAUGAUAAAUGAUAAUGAAAUCGGAAAACGGCGAAAGAAAAAUUUUCCUUACGCAAAAGAGUUUAAAGAUAUUCAACCAAGAAAAUACGAAUUUGUACCUGGACUUGUUCACCCGUACACAAAUAUUCCAAAUACAAAUACUGAAAAGAACGAUACAUCUUCAACUGAAAGUGCGACAGAAGUUGGGGCGGAAGUUACCUACACAGAAUCUUUAUACAUUAGUGAAGAGAAUUAUGUGCCUCAGAAUCAUAUUGAAGUUUGUCAAACUGAUUAUGUUAACGGUACUACUCAGGAAGUUGAACCAGCUGAAAUUACGAUACAAACAACACCUCCCUUACCUGUCGAAUGUACCGUUGUCAAUCAAAAUCGUCAAUCAGAAUUACAUUGGCCAGAAGACAAUUACUUCAGUAAAGAUCGAACUUUGACAUUAAUUAGUUUAUAUAAGAUAUUCUCCCCUAAAGUAGCUAUGGGAGCAAUGAAAACGAAGCGGGAAAUGUGGGAUACAAUAGCUAAACAAAUGUCAGAACACUAUAAUAUAACAAUUACAAGCGCUAAAUGUGAAAAUCGUUUUAAAGUAUUAGAAAGAAAUUUCAGACAGUUAGAAAUACAUAACACACAACCUGAUAAUCUUCCUAAAACAUACGAAUAUGAGGCAGAACUUAGAGAAAUUUUUGGGGACAGAUUUAAAAACCAAGUGAAAGAAAAGAUUGUUGAAAAACAAGAGCCAUCUACAUCUGCUGAGACAAUAGACAUAAAUCAGCAACCAUACACUAUACGAUUAGUUGAAACACAACCGAUACCUAUAGAGUUACAGCACCCAGACAGACUUGAACGAAUUUUAUUAGGUAUAAGAAGUGACCUUCAGUACUAUCAGAAUGAAAGGUUGAAAGUUGAGUGGAGAAAAUUAGCAGUUGAAGAAGAGAAAUUAAAACUUAACAAAAGAAAGUUAAAAUUACUUGAAGAUCAAAAAAGAGCUGACUCUUAAUAUUAAUAAAGUAAAGUGGUUUUUGGUUUCUAUUUUAAAAUAUAGGAAACCACUAGGACAAAAAAAUAUAUAAACUUUUGCGCGAACUGUAAAUUAUUGUUUUCCAGUAUUUAUUGAAGGUAGCUAAAAUUGUAAUAAAUCUUCACCUUCCAAAUAUCUGAAUUAAUAGAUACAGAUUAUUU
Diabrotica balteata is the source of this 1700-nucleotide messenger RNA. The record is from the annotation of a GenBank genome assembly. NCBI's taxonomy places the organism in Eukaryota, Metazoa, Arthropoda, Insecta, Coleoptera, Chrysomelidae.